GGAGGAGAAAGCAUUAGUCUUCUCAGAGCUAGAAUCUGUAAAUCACCAAAGCAGAUCGAAAACGUCAAAUGAUAUGCCUGUGCAAAAAGUUAAUUGGAUUUUAUCGCUCCAGAUUGAAUUGUGAAUACAAACACAGAAUUUGUCCAAUGCAUGAAAGCGCCGACAAUUUUGAAGAAAAGAUUGGGGCCGAUUCUCCAAACGCACGCACAAUGAAACGCAUUUCCCCAUGACGUACUAAAGGACACCACCAUCAACAAUCAUUAGUUCGACUAUUUAAGGAAGACAUUAUCAAUGACAUACAUACAAUUGAAUCAUUGCAUAAUAAAGUGAAAUAUAUGAAUUUUCUUUGACUAUUUAUUAAGGCCUAAAUGCAUAUCAAAAGGAUUUUACUUUAAAGUCAUCUGAUUAAAUAUGCAGCGGUAUAAGACAUAGUGUGGCGAUAGAUGUCUCUGAUGGUGGGUGUAUGGAAUGGAUGGCAUGUGCCCCAAUAUUUUCUACAUUAUCUGGGGACUGAUCCUUGCACUGAACGAAACAACAGGAAUGCCUGUACUCACACCAUGCUCAGAUCUCAAACCUCUCUACUUGCUCAACCGUGUGGCACCAGAUCGUCACCACCUACCAAGAGGGAUGGAAAUUGCUUAUGACGAUGAAUACCUUCUUCACGCUUAUAGGUUUACUUCUUCGACUCAAUCGAUUCAUUUUCCUGCCAAUGAAAUAUUUACAAAAUGUGAUUUCUUCCCAGAGGAAUUUUCCAUACUUGCAACUGUUAAAAUACCUAAAACAAGUAACAAUCGCCGUGACGAGUGUAUUUUCUCAUUAGUACCAACACUAUCAAACAACAUUAAAUUGGGGUUGAGACUUACAAAGGAUAAAAUAGUCUUAGAUUAUUCCGAUCAUAAAACUAGUCUAGAUGAAAAGAAAACAGUGGCAUACAAAAACAAGAAAUUAUUUGACGGAGGGUGGCACACAAUUAUCAUCACAGUGUCAGGCAACACUGUCACCUUGACAACCGACUGCCAGAAGACCCGCACCAAACGCAUCGAUAGGAUAUUUCCAGCACUUCUCAGCACAAAGGAUUCUGAAUUCCACGUUGCAAAUUGUCAUGGAGCAAAACACUUUUCAGGUCUCAUUAAACAGCUACUCAUCUUGCCUGGUUCAGAUGCCUCCAAACGCGCAUGUCCAUCUAAGACGCCAUCUAUACCAGACUUUAAGCCUCCAUAUGAUGGAUCACCAGGGGAAGAUAACAACAUACCAGGGUCAUUAACAACGCCAGUCGCUCAAUGUACAUGGCGAACAACUGGAAAACUCUGGUACGACGUUCAUUCAAAAACACUCAGGGUUUGUUAUAGUGGCAUCUGGCAGCCUAUUCUUCAACCUCCAGAACAGAAGCCCAAACAGUUGGACUAUAUAGAAUGGUACCAGGAUCUUAUCACACCGGCUCCAGCCAUUGACCUAGAUGUCUUCCGAAUUCCUGGGGAAGGACUCUUCAUGACAAUGGCGAAUUACAACGACAGCAGGAAAACUAAUCAGGCGUCCGUAGUGUAUAAGUGGACUAAGGGCACAUUCAGAAUGUACCAGCUCCUCACAACACAUGGGGCUCAGAGUUGGGAACACUUUAGGAUUGGCAAAAUGUUCUUUAUCGCAGUAGCAAACUACGGCAGCUCUAGAAACGAACAGACCUCUUCAGUUAUAUAUAGAUGGCACUCAAAAACUAAACGGUUCAGAAUACACCAGGAAAUACUCACGUGGACAGCACGCGACAUUGAACAUUUUAAGAUAGAUAAAGAGCAUUACAUUGCAGUUGCUAAUCAUGCAAAAGGCCAAGAAAACAAGAUUAAUUCAAUCAUAUAUAAAUGGGAUAAAAAGAUGCGUAAAUUCAGGAGUAUUCAGGAGAUACCAACAGUUGCUGCAUAUGAUUGGACCCAUUUCGUUCUUGAUGGAUACCACUUCCUCGUAGUCGCCAACGCAUUUAAUGGUGUCACUACCAGGAUUGAUUCAACCCUAUAUGUAUGGCAAAGUGGUCAGUUCGUUCAGUUCCAGACAUUUGAGACUACAGGAGCAACUGACUGGGAACAUUUUCGUAUAGGAUACGACCACUACCUCGCUGUUGCAAAUGCAUUUAAUUAUGGGCCUCAGAACUUUGAAAAUAGGGACACUUAUACGUGCAAUUCUACUAUUUAUAAACUAAACAGAGUGAAGAAACAGUUUGAAAGAUACCAGACAAUUCUCACACACAGUGCAAUAGAUUGGGAGUCAUUCAGGAUUGGUGACGACCACUACCUAGCGUUAUCAAACGCCCAAAACGAGCCAGAAAAUUCCCCUUCCGAGAAGACCAGCGUCAUCUAUCGGUGGAGAGGUGUAGAGAAAUUUGUAGAAGAGCGGAAGUUAUACACGUUCCCGUCCACAGAUUGGGAAACCUUCAGAACUGGUGGAAUUACUUAUCUAGUCUACGCAAAUGCUAAGGAGAAUAUAUCUCAGUUAUAUAAGGCUAGGUUGAUAUAAAUUAAACGCAAUUAGGGGAAUUAUAAGGCCGUUAAUAUCUAUGAGGAGUAGGUCAUUAGUGAUCCCCUUCCUCUUAUAUUAAGACGAUACUAUAUCUGAUAUAGGAAUAUAAGCGUGGGUAACUUACUCCCCGUGUUAGUAUCAGGUACCUAUAGUCUUCCAAACACUGAAGAAAUCAUACUCGUAUAUUUUAUGUUAUACACUUGUAAUAAAAUUGCUUGGAGAGACGUACUCUUCAUUAAUAGAGCUAAGAUGAGCCUGUUUUCUUAACCUUGUAAUGUUAUUCUCGGUCUUCCUUAAAAUCACAGAAUGUCCAAAGAAUACGUAAUACUCUCAGCAAUACUUCAGGUUUUUAUGUCACUACCAGAAGUGGUGACAUAUUGUU
This is a messenger RNA of Owenia fusiformis, 2887 nucleotides long. NCBI's taxonomy places the organism in Eukaryota, Metazoa, Annelida, Polychaeta, Sabellida, Oweniidae. The record is from the annotation of a GenBank genome assembly.